AGUCGCCUCCAUUCAGUCUUGGCUGGAUUGUUGGAGUGAUCGGACGAAGUGAUCAGCAGAUCAUUGGGAUUUCUGUUUGGUGCAAAAAUAAUAAAAGAAAAAGUGAAGAAAAAUCAAGUGAGAGACUUAUUGUGAAUUUUGUCUUGAAGUUUUCAGUUGGAUCUCAAAGAGUUUUUAGCCCCAUUGACGGCAUUUUGGGAUCGUGUGUGAUCUUCUUUUUGGCACAAUGAAGACAACAACAGCCUGUAGAGGAACUUGCACAUAUAUCUUCAUUCUGUGUUCUCUUCUGUUAUUCUGCUCACCAUUAAAAGCCGAUGAUAUUUCAAAUGUGGAAAUCAAGGAAUCAAUCAAAACGCUCAUGUACUCAAUCCAGCAGAUUGACGUUAAGCUGGAGCGUCAUGAGCAGCGAGAAAGGAACAUCGGUGAGAUUCUGAAGAGGGCCAUGGUUCAGUUGCAGAAGGGUCAGCGUCUGUUUGAGCCGAUGAAGGGAACUUUCUCGAGGCUGGAUGAACGUGUUGGACAGAUUGAAUCAAUGCUGAUCAGCAGGGAAGCUGCAGUGACGGAUCAGCAGAAUAAAUUGGCAGAAGCUCUGGAUGCUGUCCUGAAAUGGAUGACAGACAAUGCUAACGGUCAUUCACGGUACAUCGUAGGCAAAGGGGAUGUUUCCGAAGAGGAUGAAGAUUUAGGGCACAAGAUUGAUGAUCUCUCGGACAAUAUUAAGGGUCUCCGAAGAGAAAUUGCUGAGCUAAAGAGUGAACGCCAGAAUGCCGAUGUGAACACAAAAGCUUUCCUUGAGCAGACUGAGAAGAUGCUGGCUUCUAAGCUCAGCCUUUCAGAUGAAGUUAUGGAAAAGUUGGAGGAGAAAUUGGUUAACUUCUACGUGACUUCUGCUUCAACGCAGAGUCCAUCACCUUCAGGCACCAAUCGUGCUGACUGGGAAGGUCUGGUGACUGAGGCCCUAGCGGACAUUCGCACGAGGGUGUAUGAUAUGAAUCCUGGUACUGGAACAGAGCCUCUGAAUCGCCAAUUUGUCCAGGAUCUCUCCAAGGAGACACUCGAGGCUAUUCAGGAUAUGAAAUUGGAAGUUCUCGAAGCUUCAGACAAGAGCUUCACAAAGACAGCUACUCGCAUCAAGGAGACUCACGAUGAGAUUCAAUCUUCUGUGGCGGAUGUCCUCAAGACUCUGUCGGAAGCAACAACUUCAGCUGAAUCCUUCUUUGAGGAAUUUGGAAAGCGCCAGGAAACUCUUCAGGCAGAUGUGGCAGCUUUUGCCAAGAUUGAGAAAAUGCUGUUGCAGACAGCUGACAGUGUGUUGGAUACGAAGAGGAAAGUGGAGCUGGGAGUUCAUCAGAUUGCUCAGCAAGUUGGUGAAAUUGUGGCGAAUUCCAAUGGAGAUCUCAAUGAUACCCUAAUAAAGAGAUUUGAUGCUCUGGAUGAGACAAUUCUGGACAAUCAUUUGGGAUCUUUGGCGAAUCUCAGCUCGAAAAUUGAGACAGAAAUUUCCCAGGUUUGGCGCCAAGUGGGAAUUAUGUAUCAGGAGAUAUCCUCUAGUAAGGCUGCUUUGGACCGUCUGCAGCAGCAAACGGAAGCUUAUGUGAACGGAACAGUGUCAACGAUGGAUAGCAUGGAGGGCAAAGUGACUCUAAUUACGAGUCGAAUGACUGAAGUGGAUUCGAAUCUCAAUUAUCUGCUCGGUAGAUUGUCUCUGGUCACGCAGGAAUUCAAUCAAAUCAAAUUGGGACUCGGAGAUGCCCUGGAUAAGAUCCGGAGCAGCUUUAUGACGGUUCAGGAUAAAAUUAAAGAUGUUGGGCCAGGACCUCAUCAAAUUCCAUCGGAGGAAUUGGAAGAGGGCCGACUGAAUUAUUUGUCCCAUUGAAGAAGGUCCAGGAGAAGGAUUGUCGGCGUCUGUGUGUUGCUUUUUGUGUUCUAUGUAAUCAACAUAUUGCUACAUUGUCAUUUUGUGUAUCCAAGUAUAGGUUCUUAUACCACUGAUUCAUUAAAUUUUCCAUCAUUCAAUGAA
Phlebotomus papatasi is the source of this 2020-nucleotide messenger RNA. Its product is annotated as adventurous-gliding motility protein Z. The transcript has 8 exons. The record is from RefSeq and is a predicted model, not a curated record. Gene Ontology annotation, cellular component: plasma membrane. Bases 227 to 1876 code for a protein of 549 amino acids. NCBI's taxonomy places the organism in Eukaryota, Metazoa, Arthropoda, Insecta, Diptera, Psychodidae.